GGUAUCUUUUGUCCUUGAGAUUGAUUCGCAAGUACACAUCUGGACCGGUUCAAACAUUAAAUUUCGGCCCACAUAAUGGCCCAGCCCAAAGAGGCAACAUCAUCUUCUGAGCGCGUUUUCCAUCUGACAUAAUCAUAUUCAAAUAUUCACAGCGGAAAUGAAGUUAGAGAACCAUAUGAUCAUCAUCAUCAUCAUAAAUUCAUAAUAAUAAAUAUUAAUUUUAUUCAUUGAAAAUCAGUAAUGGACCCUCACUUUCUCUAGGAAAAAAAUAAACAAAAAUUUAAAGAAAUACUAAUAAACAACGAAUCAAAUUUGCUGCCUCUGACAAUCGAACAAGUCUUGUUGAUUUUUCUUCUUGGGGCGGAUCAUAAUUUAGAACCGCCCGAAAACUUCGGAUCCUCUCUCUCUCUCUCUCUCCAAUGGCUCUGAUGCGAACCAGGAGCCAAUUGAACGUAUCUUCAUUGACUCCACCACCACCUCCUCCGUCUCCAAUCCCUAGAGCCAGAGGAUCUCGUUGCGCUGCCAGCGAGAUUCUCACCGAGAUCAUUGAGCGAUCGGUUCAGGUUCCUGAGCUCACGCUUCCGGAAUCUCAUUCUGGAGGUGAAUCUUGCGGUUCACGUCAUCUGAUCCCGGCGGAGAUUGAUUUCCGGUUAUUGGCGUCGAGGAGAGAAGGUUCCGUGGAUCGGUUGGUGCGAUCGGCGAGAGAGUUUGGAGCGUUUCGUGUGAGUUAUCAUGGGAUAUCGGGGGAGGAGCUGAGGUCUCUUGUGAGGGAAUCGGGUCGGGUUUUCGGAGUUUUGGAGGGAAGAGACACCGGCUUUCACCGGAGUGUUGUCGGAAACAGGGACGAGAUCGUGUGGGUACGGUCGUGGAAAGAGCGCAUGGAAUGGGCGCGCGAGUAUAUCGGACCGGAAAGAUACCGCUGCUUCAGCCAAGAAAUGGAGAAUGUAGCUGAUAAACUUGAAGAGAUAGCGAGGAAACUAGGGCAGAUAAUGGUAGAGAACUCAAGAAAACAAAGUGACAAGAGGAUACAAAGAGGAGAAUCUGUACUCAGCGUUUACAGGUACAAUCAUGAAAACGUAACUGAGCAAAGCCCUCCUUUGCCGAAAGAGAGGACCGAAGAAAUGCUUCAUUACACAUUCAGCCUUCACCUUCCGGCUAAGAACUGCGAGUUCCGCGUCAACUCAGGGAAAGGUCCACUUUCUUUCCAUGCUGAUCCCGACACUAUCCUUGUCACUUUUGGUCGUCAGCUUGAGGAUUGGAGUUUAGGAGAAUUCAAAUGUCGUCAAGGAGAAAUCAUCUAUCAUCCAGAUGCGUAUGGCUCGCCCACUUCCUUCUCCGUAGAGCUCAAGUGCAUGUCUCUUUUCUUAUCACACACUUCUAUCGCAACAACUUCCAAAACCUUCUCUUUAACCCAUCAGAUUUUCACUGCUUUCCUCCUACUUUUUUUCUUCCAAUGUUUUUGGAUUUAUGGAUCAAAAGUGGCCCCUUAGAAUAUUCAUAUAUGUAUAUUUUCUUUUCGUGGGAGGCAUGCGUGCAUUUGAAUCUUGGAUGAUCAACCGGUAAAGUGUGUUUAUCUAUUAGGUGGAAGCUUCGGUUGUAUAUGUAAACCUUAUACAUAAAAUUUGUUGCUCCUUAAAAAAAGUAUGCCAAUAUAGAAUUGAGUUUUACUUGAUCGACUUUUGAAACGCAAAA
This is a messenger RNA of Arabidopsis lyrata subsp. lyrata, 1692 nucleotides long. RefSeq lists its product as uncharacterized. The transcript is spliced from 3 exons. Bases 420 to 1490 code for a protein of 356 amino acids. Lineage: Eukaryota; Viridiplantae; Streptophyta; Magnoliopsida; Brassicales; Brassicaceae. The record is from RefSeq and is a predicted model, not a curated record.